GCGUCUGUCAGUGUGGUGCAAAUUGGUCUUAUGGCGACAGAACGCUUUUUAUUUACACGUAAUAUGCAUUAAUUCAAAAUGAAGGUCUUUAUUUUGUGCAUCAUAUUGUGUGCAUUCUUCGUGCCUGUUGCGUCUGAUGUUGGUGCAGAUGUAGUGUCAGUGUCAGUGAUGGAGGGAGAUUCAGUCACUCUAUACACUGGAGUUAACAAAUCCCAACAAGAAAGAAUAAAAUGGUAUUUUAAUAGCAGUCGCAUCGCAGAAAUCACUCAAUAUCAGAGGAAGAUCUGUACAGAUGAACAGUGUGAUGAGAGAUUCAGAGCCAGACUGGAAGUGGACCAUCAGACUGGAUCUCUGACCAUCACAGACAUCAGAAUUGCAGACUCUGGACUCUGUCAACUAGAGAUCAUCAGCCGCAACACUGAAAUAAUAUUCAAUGUUACUGUUAGAGCCAUUUCUGCUGCUGAACUAGAUAAAAUGAAGAAAAUGGGAGAAUCUGUCAGUUUAGAUCCUGGUGUAAUACAAAACCCAGAUAAUGUGAUGAUGUGGUAUUUUAACGACACUCACAUCGCUGAAAUCACUGGAGAUCAGAGUGAGAUCUGUGAAGAUGAACAGUGUAAGGACAGAUUCAGAGACAGACUGAAGCUGGAUCAUCAGACUGGAUCUCUGACCAUCAUGAAGACCAGAACCACAGACUCUGGACUUUAUUAUUUACAAAUCAACAGCAGCAGAUUCAGCAUCAGUAGGAGCUUCAGUGUUAGCAUCAGUGGUGAUCAAACAGAUGAUGUGUCCGUGAUGGAGGGAGAUUCUGUCACUCUACACACUGGUUUUAAACAUAUCAUACGAGAAGGCAGACAUAUUAGAACAGAAUGGUAUUUUAAUGAUAUUCACAUAGCACAACGCAAUGGAUCUGUGAGUAAGAUCUGUACUGAUUUAGAGCGAUUCAGAGACAGAUUGAAGCUGAACAGGCACACAGGUGAUCUCACCAUCAGACAUAUCAGGACCUCAGAUUCAGGACUUUAUAAACUACAGAUUAACAUCAGACAACACUGCAUUCUGAAGAUGUUCAAUGUUGCAGUUGAUGUUCCUGUUGUUCAACGAGAUGAAAUAGAGAGAAAUUCAGUGAAGGAGGGAGAAUCUCUCACUUUAUAUCCUGGUGUAAUAAAAAACCUAAAUGAUGUAAUGACAUGGCAUUUUAAUCACAUUCUCUUCACUGAAAUCAUUGAAGAUCUUAGCUUUACCUGUACACACGACCCGUGUACAUAUGUUGAUGGGAGAUUCAGAGACACAUUGAAUCUGGACAAUCAAACUGGAUCUCUAACCAUCACAAACAUCACAACUGAACACGCUGGACAUUAUCAUCUAAAGAUCAACAGCAGCAGAUUCAGCAUCAAAAGGACCUUCAGUGUUACUGUCAAUGGUUCAGGUCAGUCUUCAGCAGGAAUACAGUGCAUGUUGCUUCUGUUCUGCUGCUCGUGGCUGCAGUUGUUGGUGUGAUUUCUCUAUUGGUGCACAUACUCUUCACAGAACAGAUCACAAAAGUAGACUGCUUAAUGUAAAUGAUCUAGGAUGAACCGUGAUUUUUGCCAAAGAUCUGAACUGAAACUGUUACUUUUACAGAAAAUUUUGAUAUGGAUAAAGCUGUGUUAACAUACCUGAAAUGAUCCAAGUUUUGAUGUAAAUUCUGUCUAACACAUGUAGACUGAAAACAGUGUUAUAACCUACCACACUGCCAUAAACAUCACACAGUAAUUCAGAAAUACAUGCAAGGGAUGCACAAAAUACAUAAACACAAAUGGUGACACAUUCUGGUCAUACUGUAAAUGCAAUGAAUACACAGGCCAAGCAUGUAAUGAUACCUUGCACAAAACUUGUACCCUUGUAAACACAAUGGGUCAUUGAUGAUACUUACAUUAUCAAACUGACCCAAAACAGACUGUAGAUUUCAGAAAACAAUGCAGAAAAUCAAAAAUGUGAACCUUUUUUUUUAUAUAAAUAACAUAUCUUCAAGCUUGUAUGACUGAUGUAUCGGUUUCAUUUUGGAUUUUUCCUCUUUUUGACCAAUGGUAAGCUCAGACAUGUGGUAGGAAGACUUGGACUACACCUUCAUAUGCAGGGAUCAAUGUUGGCCAAAGAGUGGUUGGACUUAACAAUAUGCAGUAGUGGAGACACAACUUGCAUAACUGUGGAAGGAAAUCUGGUGGCAUAAAUGAAGCCUGGGACUGCAGAUGAAAUCAUAAGUAGAGCAAAGGAGGGUAACUUAGAGUCCAGUGUUUAAAAGCAGAUUGCACAUUUGGAAGAGAACACAAUUUUCAUAUAAUUAUAAUGAUGAUAAAUAUGUAAUAACACUUGUUGGAUUUGUGCUGGUCAGACAGUGUCUGAGCAUUGAAACAUAUGCGCAACUGUAUUACUCAAUAAACUCUGCACCUUUUUUAAUAGUUAUCAUCACUUCGUCUCCUGCUUCUGCUCUUCUCUGGCUUUGCUCAGACAAUUUCUUGGCUGACAAAAGACUGUUAAAACAAUUUUAGGUAAGACAAAUGGCUAAUUGUGGGUACCAGACA
Onychostoma macrolepis is the source of this 2558-nucleotide messenger RNA. RefSeq lists its product as uncharacterized. The record is from RefSeq and is a predicted model, not a curated record. Lineage: Eukaryota; Metazoa; Chordata; Actinopteri; Cypriniformes; Cyprinidae. The coding region runs from base 79 to 1494 and encodes 471 amino acids. The transcript is spliced from 6 exons.